Vespa velutina is the source of this 1706-nucleotide messenger RNA. RefSeq names its product calcitonin receptor (gene Dh31-R). Gene Ontology annotation, biological process: cell surface receptor signaling pathway; adenylate cyclase-modulating G protein-coupled receptor signaling pathway. The record is from RefSeq and is a predicted model, not a curated record. Lineage: Eukaryota; Metazoa; Arthropoda; Insecta; Hymenoptera; Vespidae. The transcript has 12 exons. Gene Ontology annotation, molecular function: calcitonin receptor activity. Gene Ontology annotation, cellular component: plasma membrane. The coding region runs from base 14 to 1120 and encodes 368 amino acids.
UGAAAACUUUUGUAUGGGCAUUUUAUUUGCAAAGCCCUUCUGUCCUACGACAUUUGAUGGAUGGUCCUGUUGGCCGGACACACCAGCCGGAUCUACCGCUUACAUUCCUUGUCCCGAUUUUAUUACAGGAUUCGAUGCAUCGUUGAAGGCACAUAAAUAUUGUGAAACAAAUGGCACCUGGUUUCGGCAUCCAGUCUCCCACACAAUCUGGAGCAAUUACACGACUUGUAUCAAUAUCGAAGAUCUAAUUUGGCAACAAGGUAUCAAUGGCAUCUACGAAGUAGGCUAUGCCAUAUCAUUAGUGGCUCUACUUUUAUCGCUAGCGAUUCUCACAUAUUUUCGAUCGUUGAGAUGCGCUAGAAUAACUCUGCACAUGAAUCUAUUCGUUUCGUUCGUCCUUAACAACGCACUAUGGUUGAUCUGGUACAGAUUCGUUGUAGCUAAUACAAAUCUUUUGUUAAACAAUAGCAUAAUAUGCCAGUUUUUACACAUUCUCCUUCAUUAUUUCCUCUUGACGAAUUACGCAUGGAUGCUUUGCGAAGGCUUUUAUCUUCACACAUUACUCGUUCUGGCGUUUACAAGUGAGCACAGAUUGGUGAACUGGCUUAUGGCACUUGGUUGGUCGAUGCCAGGGAUCAUCGUUACCAUUUAUGCCAUUUUAAGAGCCACAAGCUACGAUCCCGUAGACACCGAACAAUGUUGGAUCAACGAAGGCAAUUACAUGAGUGUGUUGGUCUAUCCGGUAUGCGUCUCGACGUUGUUGAACGUUCUAUUUCUCUUCAACAUCGUACGCGUUCUUCUAAUGAAAUUGCGUGCUGGUCCAGCGAUAGGAACGAGACCGUCGAGAUCAAUGCUUCAAGCUUUCAGAGCAACGAUGUUAUUGGUACCACUUCUUGGCCUUCACUAUCUAGUUAUUCCGUUCAGGCCACCGAAGAAGCACCCUUGGGAACACGCUUACGAAGUUAUUUCAGCGAUUACAGCCUCUUUCCAAGGCCUCUGCGUUGCCGUAUUUUUCUGCUUCUGUAACGGAGAGGUGAUAGCGCAGUUCAAACGGAAAUGGGAAGGUACGAUGCUGCUAAGGAAACGAGCGAAUUCCUGCACGGCCACUACUGUCUCGUGAUAGAUGCACGAAAGGUCACUGGCGCGAACCGGAUUGCAAGAUCCAAAGACGCUGUGUCAUUAUUCCUCGAUAAACAAAGUAUAUAAUAAAAAAUUGAAAAUUCGAUAUAAUAACGUAAAAUAAUAUGUAUUUAAUUUAUGUAUAUUUAUGUGUACGUGUGCGCGUAUAUAUAUAUUUUUCUUUGUUACACGAUUGUCCAUAUAUAUAUAUAUAUAUAUAUAUAUAUGUAUAUAUAUAUAUAUAUAUUAAUAGCGGGAAAAUUUUUUAAAUGGAAAAAUAAAAGGACGACAUAUCAUCCCUUAUAUACGAUCUAGAAUUCUUAUGAUCCUGGUCACCGUAGAUAACAGAUGGCCGUCUCGUCUCGAUAUCUCUCUCUCUUUAUACCAUAUCCCGUAUUCCCUUGGGAGAGACAUAUAAAUUUACAUCUUUAUGCACUAGGAAUGUCAGCAUACGUUUGAAAAAGAAACACGGCAACCUUAUCAAAUAAGUUUUUCACUGCGAACUGAAGUGUCGGCCUUCGUCGAUUGUUUGAUAAAAAAAAAAAAAAAAAAAAAAAAAAAAAAGAAGAAAGAAAAAAAAAAGAAAA